AUGUCGAGCGAUCGAAAACCCGUAGCCGCGAUCGUGGGUGUCUUCGCCCUCGCCCUGUUCGCCGUACGCGCGCUCAGAGGUGAUAAAAACGCGUCAAAGCCGAGCGAUGAACAGAAUGCGUCGAAUUCAAAAUCAACAGUUCGAGUCGGAACAUCGGUGAAUGACGGCGCGAACGCGUCGAGCGAGCGAGCUUUAAACGCACCGAAGUCGCACGCGUCACCGCUAAAACCGCGGGCGACGACGAGGGACGAGAUCGCCGGUGGAUUGGCUCCGAUCGAGCUUUGCGCGCGCGGCGCCAGGGCGACGGUGAGCCCGUUCGGCGCGACGGUUGUAAAGUUGGAGUUCGCCAGAGAUGGGGAGGACGGCGCUCGGGACGAUGUGGUGUUGGGAUACGAUGACGUGGAGAGUUACGAUGAGACCACCGGGCGGCCGUACUUCGGGGCGGUGUGCGGACGCGUGGCGAAUAGGAUCGCGAACGGGACGUUCACGUUGGGAUCGAAGACCUACGCGUGCGCGAAGAAUAACGGUGACAAUACGCUUCACGGCGGCCUCAGUGGAUGGGAUCGCAAGCGCUGGACGGUGGAGGAUCAAUCCCGAUCGAGUGUGACGCUGAGCUACGAGAGCGAGAACGGAGAGGAGGGUUUUCCGGGCAAGGUGAAGGCGUUCGUCGUGUACUCGCUCGUCGGUUUUGGUGAACGCGUCCAGCUCCAGUGCGACGAAAAGGAAAAGAAGGUUGCAUUGAAAGUGAUCAACUGUGCGGAAUUCACGACGAAAAUGACGGCGACGACGGAUCAGAAGACGCCGAUCUCCACCGUGCAGCACACGUACUUCAAUCUGAAUGGACACGAUCACGGCGGCGACGUCGGCGAUCACGUCAUCGAAAUGCCGAACUGUCACACGUACGUUCCGGUCAACGACGAGACGCUCAUUCCCGUGGGUAAGGGAUUGGAAAAAGUCGACGGUACCAAGUUUGACCUUCGACAGCCGACGCCCAUGUUUGAAAAGUCCAGAGAGGGGUACGAUAACUCGUUCGUCGUCGCCGGUGCGGACGCGACGAGACCGGCGAGCGAGCUGCCGCGCGAGGCGCCGAGGCUUGCCGCGCGCGUCUCCUCGACGACAUCCGGGCGCGUUUUAGAGGUCUUCACCGACGCUCCCGGCGUACACCUGUACACGGGUAACUUUUUAUCGCCGGAUAUGAUCGGGAAUACGAAAGAACACGCGAGGUAUGAGCGACAGAGCGGAUUCUGCCUCGAAACCGGUUGGUUCCCCGACGCGGUGAAUCAAAACGCCAAGGUUGGUAAGACAUACCCGAGCGUCGUCGUGAGCCGUGGGGACACGUACUCGCACACGCUCACGUACCGCGUCAAGCGAGCGUGA
Messenger RNA from Ostreococcus tauri, 1377 nucleotides. Its product is annotated as Glycoside hydrolase-type carbohydrate-binding,subgroup. The record is from RefSeq and is a predicted model, not a curated record. Gene Ontology annotation, biological process: beta-D-galactose catabolic process via UDP-galactose, Leloir pathway; glucose metabolic process. Lineage: Eukaryota; Viridiplantae; Chlorophyta; Mamiellophyceae; Mamiellales; Bathycoccaceae. The coding region runs from base 1 to 1377 and encodes 458 amino acids. The transcript has a single exon. Gene Ontology annotation, molecular function: carbohydrate binding; aldose 1-epimerase activity.